AUGAACGCGCGCUCCCUGAUCAUCUCAGUAAAUCCUCUGUUGGCCGAUUACGCCCUGGCUCGGAGAGGCUCGCCGAGCAACGAGCCGAAGGCCAAGAGCAUAACCGCGGUUCUCUAUACGACGCUCGCAAGUAGAAAAAGAGCUGAUCUCAAUCGAACCAAGUCUUGGUCUUGUUUCGAAUCUUUGACCCGUUACGACUGCGUCCAAUUUCAGCAUGAGACCCAAUUGAAGCUCCCUUGGUUCUACAAAAAGGGCCGUGUUACCCUGACGGGCAAGGCCGAUUACUCCCUAUGGUACGGAGAUUACGAGGACCAGGAGGCGAACCUGCUCAUAGUUGAAGCGAAGAGAGAGGGCGUAGACGGCUUCUAUCAAGUUCUGGCCUAUAUGGCCAUGAUUCACCAUGCUCGCAAGAAAGCCGGCCGCAGAGAUACCACGGUGUGGGGGAUCUCAACCAACGGGGACAAGUGGGAGUUUGUGCGCCUCGAUGCGGAUUCUACAGUCAAAUCUGUGAUGUAUGCCUUCCACAAUCAGCAGGGCCCGGAUAUCAUCGGAAUGCUGUAUCUAAUUAUUAAUCACGCUGCGGGACUCGCCCCGUCCACCUCCAGGACCUCCUCAAUGGCGCGCAAGCGCACCCUAGAGGAGGCCUGUGGCAUCGAAAUAACCCCGUGUUGA
Aspergillus melleus is the source of this 672-nucleotide messenger RNA. RefSeq lists its product as uncharacterized. The record is from RefSeq and is a predicted model, not a curated record. The coding region runs from base 1 to 672 and encodes 223 amino acids. NCBI's taxonomy places the organism in Eukaryota, Fungi, Ascomycota, Eurotiomycetes, Eurotiales, Aspergillaceae. The transcript has 4 exons.